Messenger RNA from Pseudomyrmex gracilis, 3019 nucleotides. RefSeq names its product glutamic acid-rich protein-like. Bases 132 to 488 code for a protein of 118 amino acids. Lineage: Eukaryota; Metazoa; Arthropoda; Insecta; Hymenoptera; Formicidae. The record is from RefSeq and is a predicted model, not a curated record. The transcript is spliced from 3 exons.
GCCGCCGCUGCUGCUCCGUAGCCGCUCUUUCGUAUUACCCUUCCGAGGCGAGUUCAGUUCGAGUCGCGUAGCCGAGUUUACCGGGAUUAUACAUCGCGCACGCACGGUCCGUAACAAGACUCGUAACAACCAUGAGUACUAAGGAAAACAACGAGGUCGCUGUUGAGAAGGCGACCGAAAACGACAAGGCAUCCGCGGACGCUAAAUGCGACAUCAAAGCCGCGAUCAAAAGGCCAUCCGGAACGCUUGAGGAAAAAGUUGACGAACCAAAAAAAGCGAAGAAAGAGGAGAACGGGGAUGGUGAGGUAGAAGAAGAAGAAAUUGAAGAGGAGAUCGAGGAAGAGGAAGAGGCGGAUGGUGAUGGAGAAGAAGACGAUGAGGACGACGAUAUUCCAGAAGGAGAGGAGGACUUGGAAGAAGGAGAAGACGAGGAAGAUGACGAUGCGGAAGGUGAAGUAGAAGGUGAAGACGAAGAGGAAGACGCAUAAUAAAAGAAGGGGGAGAAAUAUGUAACUAAGGGAGGCGUUAGGCACGUGACGACAUCCAUCGUCAAUUUUCGGAAAACUCAGCGAACUUACUCUCAUAUUGAGUGGUUGGUAACAAGUGUUGAAUAUCCAUCGUGCCCGAAUCCGCGUUUGCUGGAUUUAACAAUUCAGUACAGUUACUAUCCUCUCUCUUCCGACCUACUAAAAAUUACCAUCUCACCAGAAUUGUGGUGGGCUGAUACAUACAUUAGGUGCGGAAAGAUGCAUUUUUUCACCCUUUGUCUUGGCUCUUCGCAAUUCUGGUUCGUCUUAGCCGCCACCAAAUGCUGUUAGGUAGUUUGAAUGAUAACCAUACAUUCGUCCUGCGGACUCUCCAAAUAGGUUGAUCCUACAAUUGGCAAAAAAAAAAAAUCUGAAUUCUCUCUCGUGUUUGGAUCGUUUAUAUUUCAUUCGCACGAUUCCCAAGACGAAUUUAUUGUUUUAUCCGAACCACCUAAGUAUAACUGGUAUUUGCCAUCUGGCUUUUUCGUCUUAAAAAUUUUAUAACGAAAACUUAUUUAAGAUAUAAAAAAAAAAAAACUUAUAUAUUUAAAUAGUGUAAAAUUUGAAGGUGAUUUUUUUACAUUUAAAAAUCAAAUUUACGUUUGUAGUUCGACGAAUGUCUCUCACCUUGUACGUGUGAUAUCUUGAGUUCUUCUUCUCGAAUUGAAAACAAAAAAAAAAAAAACAAAAAUAAAAAAAAAAAUGUGUAAUUGCAGUGUCUUCACAGGAGCGCGAGGCCUGAAUCAGAACAGAAUUAAAAAAACAAUUCAUACGUAACAAUAUAACGGCGUAUAAAUAAAGUAAAAUAGGGCAUGUGAAUGGACAUCUCUCGGCAUUCAAUGUACGUUUAAAAAAAAAAAAGAAAAAACCAAUGAAAUUAAAAAAAAAAAGAAAAGAGAAUAUAUAAUAGAUGUAAUACCGCUUCGUGCUCCUGUUUUGGUAUAGUGACAGGAAUUAAGAUUUAAUGCAAACGUUCGCGUCAGGUAGUGUGGAUGAGUAAUGUGACUAAUACCGCAUAAUAAGUAUACAUAGUAUGUAUAAAGUUACAAGAUAAGAAAACAUUUUAUUAUUAACGAUACUAUUAUGUAACGUAAAUAUAAUGCAGAGAGGUUGUUUAGGCUUGGGGAAUAGAUAAGGGGAACGGGGAGCAUUAAAUAGUCAACUUGUGAAGUUUAAGGGCCCCAUUAAAAAAAAAAAAAAAAAAAAGAAACCCUUCUCGAUUCUUUUCAAUUGUAUCAUUUCUUUUCGUAGACCAUAAGAAUUUUACGUUUAAUCUUGGAGAUAUAUAUAUAUAUAUACAUAUAUAUACAUACGUUUCUUUUUUUGAUAACUCCAAAACUGCCGUAUAUGACGCGAAAUUACAAAAGAAAAAAAAAAAGAAAUUCAUAAAUUUAUAAAUUGCGACGAAUUAUGUAAUAAGUACUUUUCAAACUGUUGUUCUCUCAAUUGAGCGUAAAAUCGAGCGAUUAUCUUUUUAUGUAUAUCGUGUUUUUAUCUUCAUUGUGGGCUACUUGUAGCAAUGAUUCUUUGGCUAUCGCAGAAUGAGUUGAUAAUUUAUUCUAAUUUCUGUGUACGUAGCAAUCUUUAAAUGAUAAUUGAAUUAUUUACUAGUUGGAUUUAGUAUCAGAUUUUUAAUCCUUAAUGACAUUUAAUAAUAAUAACGAUGAUGAUAAUGAUGAUGAUGAUGAUGAUGAUGAUGAUGAUGAUGAUGAUGAUCCACGGAUCUGAAUUAAAUAAAGCAACAGACUCUUUGUGCAAGAGUCGGUGAAUCAUUGCGAUUGGCAUGUCCAUACCGCUACUUAUUUUUCGGGAGACUGUUAGAUAAAAGGGUGACGAGACAUUGCGGUUAUACCAUUGUACCAUAGCAGCAUAAUAAAUAAAGGUAAAGCUAAUUUGACUGCGGAAAGAUGUCCCGUUUUAAUGUACAAAUAUUUUCGAAUGAGAUAGUUAAAUAAAACGCAGUUAGAUCAGAGAAAAUAAAUUCGUUCUCGUAAGUAGUAGAAGAUGGGUUUAAAUGUCUGAGGAUUAUAAUGAGGAGGAGAUGGCAGUGUGUGUGUAAAAGGCUGCUCCGUUCUCACGUACUAAAAUCCUACUAAAUGGAAACCAAGGAGAUGGGCGGGGAAAGGGGGAAAGAGUUGGACCGCUUGACACAUUGAUACUUAUGAAAAAAAAAAAAAAAAAAUCUUUUCAGUACCAUCAAAUUUGUCGGUGUAUAAAAAUGGAAAAUAUUCUAUAAUGUAAUGCGUCCAACAAAGACAGCCAAUCGAUGUCAAAUGUGAUGAUGAUGAUGGUAAUGAUAAUGAUGAUGAUGAUGAUGAUGAUGAUGCAUAUAGAUUGAUGACACACCAUCUCCGGCAGUCUCUGUUAAUCUACGGUUUUAUACGCAAUCCGCUGCUAUAUUCACACGUGUUCACUUCAAGAUAGUAACUUGACGAUGAGACAAAGUUGACAAAGAACUAUCUUAAAGUACAGGUGCCUGAAACAAAAAAAAA